AGUCAUGGUCAUACGCAUUUAAAGUCUCUCCACACUGAAGCUCACAGACCUGCCCGUGCAGCUCUAAGGGAAGCCGUGCUUCUGACCGCUCAGGAACGUCGACCCCCGAAGGCCCUCGUCCGAGAGGACUGACAGCACUUUCGCUUUCUCUGUGGCCCUCUGGGAGCCCUGGAGGCCAGCACAGGAACAGAGCAGAAGCACCUCACUGUGGGUGAAACAGGGCCUUAGUGCAUUUAUUGCCUUGUUGAAACUCCCUGAAGCACUAAUCACCAGACCCAGUUGGGUGAGACUUCAGUCCAACGGCGGGAGGUGAAGGAGGUGAAGGAGGUGCCGGGAACACCAGGAGAGAGGCCCUGCUGAGACGGAGCGCAUGGAAGAAAACAUUUUGAACCUUCAGUGAAUAGUUUGAAGCAACAGCAAAAAUGGGGAGCAAUAGUGAGGGAGGCAGGCUGUACCGGAAGAUGUCCCUCCCGGCCCGUUUUGGGUCACUGAGGAAGUCCCCAAAACCAACAAACACAACCCCAAGGGCACCAGCACCCGAUCCCCCAGAACUUCGCGGAAAACCCCCUGCAUUGCCCCCCAAACCCCCUGUCCUUCUCCCCAAACCCUCCCCACUGCACCCCAACCCCCCAGAACUCACUGCAGAACCUCCCAAACUCAUCCCCAAACCUUCCCCACUCAACCCCAAACCCUCUGAUCACACCCUCGAACCUUUGGAGCUCACUUCCAAUCCACCAGAACUCACCCCUGAACCCAGCACCAGAAUGCUGCUCAGCAAAGGGCACGCCACCGCCAUCUUGAAGGGGUGUGAGCACUUCCGCUCUGAUGAGACGCUGUGUGAUGUCACGCUGGAGUCGGGGGACGGCAGCGAGACGCUCCCUGUGCAUCGCGUCAUCAUGGCCUCAGCCAGCGGAUACUUCAAAGCAGCGUUCACAGGUGAGAUGAAAGGGGAGAGUGUGGUGAAGCUGCAGGGGGUGAGUGGGCGGGGCCUGAGGACCAUGGUUGACUUUGUGUACACGGGCGGGCUCAGGCUGGACAUGGACUCGCUGCAGGACACGCUGGAGGCUGCCCGAUACCUGCAGGUGCAGCCUGUGCUGCAGCUCUGCAACCAGCUGCUCAGCAGCGAGCUCACUGUAGAUAACUGUGUGGAGGUGGGGUCCGUCGCUGUGGAGCUGCAGCUGGAGGAGGUGCUGGGGCGGGUGCAGGAGUUCGUCUGCGCAAACUUCUCUGCGCUGGUGCAGAGUGGGCGGCACCUGCAGCUGUCUGCGGCCUGCCUGAGCCACGCCCUCUCCAGCGACUCCCUCUGGGGCUUCACGGAGGUGGAGCUGUACCGCGUGGCGCGUGAUUGGCUGGACCGGGACCCCGCGGGGCGGGGGGCGCACACGCACGCCCUGAUGAGCCGCGUGCGCUUCCCGCUCAUGGCGCCCGCGGACCUGCUGCGCAUCUCGCAGGAGGACGCCGGUCUCCGCGGCGACCCCGCCUGCGCGCAGCUGCUGCUGGAGGCCUCCUCCUAUCAGACGCUGCCGUUCCUGCAGCCGGCGCUGCAGAGCGAGCGCACGCGCCUGCGCUCGGACUCCGCCCACCUGCUGCUGCUGGGCGGGGUCACGCACCGCCACCUGGCCGUGUCCCGCCAGCUCUGUUACUACGACGACGGGGCGGAGGUGUGGCGGGCCCUGCGGCCGCUGGACGAGCCGCGGUACCAGCACGGCGUGGCGGUCCUGGGGGGCUUCCUGUUCGUGGUGGGGGGGCAGGGGCAGUACGACAGCAAGGGAGCCACGGCGACGGACAGCGCGUACCGCUACGACCCGCGCGGGGACCGCUGGCUGCAGCUGGCGCCGCUCGGCGAGAAGCGCACCUUCUUCCACCUCAGCGUGCUGGGGGGGCGGCUCUACGCUGCGGGGGGCAGGAACGCCAGCGGCGAGCUCGACUCUGUGGAGCGAUAUGACUUCAGCAGGAACGAGUGGACGUUCGUGUCCCCGAUGGCCGAGCCAGUCUACGGACACGCGGGGGCCGUUCACCAGCAGCUGAUGUACAUCUCUGGGGGGAUCACGCAGGACACCUUCCGGAAGGAUCUGUGGCGCUACGACGCGGCGCAGGACGAGUGGCGGCGGUGCGCGGACAUGGCGGCGGCGCGGGGGCUGCACUGCAUGAGCGCGGCGGGGGGGCGGCUGUACGCGCUGGGCGGGAACGCCCCGGUGGGGGAGGGCGACUACGCCGACGUGCUGAGCGUGGAGGCCUACAGCCCCGCGGCGGACCAGUGGACGGCCGCCGCCCCGAUGGCGCUGGGCCAGAGCGACGCGGGCGUGGCCUGGUUCGGCGGGCUCCUGUACGUGGCGGGCGGGUACCAGUGGCGCGGGCGCUGCAUGGUGGACGCGGUGCAGCGCUACGACCCCGAGCGCGACGCCUGGGACGAGGCCUUCGGCGUGCCCGAGCCCGUGGGCGGAGCCCGCAUCUGCGCCAUGCCCCUCCCCCCGACCCACAGCCCCCUGCAGAGCCACGCCCACCACUACCCCCUGGACAUGCCCUCUGGCUGAGGGGCGGCACGGGUCAGGGGGGCGGCUGGGCGGGUUUGGCUGGACCCAGGCUGGUUUGGAGAGAAAUUAAAUCCCUAAGAACAGGAGAGGAGCAGACUGGCCAGUAAAGCAUCAGUGACCACACCCUCUUCAUAUGGGACCCACUGCUGGUUGUGCUUCAGUGUUAUUUUCCCCUUGUUUUUUAAAAACAUUUUUAUAAAUAAUUAAUAAACAAAACUAUGCCAAAAUAUCAUUAUAUCAUAGUUUGGAUUUGUUUGGUCCUGCUUAAAGAAAUUGACUAUUUAAAAAUAAA
This is a messenger RNA of Anguilla rostrata (American eel), 2826 nucleotides long. RefSeq names its product kelch-like protein 9. The record is from RefSeq and is a predicted model, not a curated record. Lineage: Eukaryota; Metazoa; Chordata; Actinopteri; Anguilliformes; Anguillidae. The transcript has 9 exons. The coding region runs from base 423 to 2534 and encodes 703 amino acids. Gene Ontology annotation, cellular component: Cul3-RING ubiquitin ligase complex. Gene Ontology annotation, biological process: regulation of cytokinesis; protein ubiquitination. Gene Ontology annotation, molecular function: ubiquitin-protein transferase activity; cullin family protein binding.